AAUCUUUUAGUUGCUUUUAGUUGCUUCAACUUUGCUGCAAACUUUAUUUUGCUUAGGGACGUCCCUUGAUGGUCUAAGAGAGAAGCUUCUCGAGGAUUUUUCAAAUGAUAUUACACGAAUGGAGCUGCAAGUAUUAGGCCUGAUUGGAAAAUAUCUAUCUGCCCCUUGGAUGAAAAAGUUUUACACCUCAUCUGAUAAUGAAAUUAAUCAUGUGGAUGGAAUUAGUGUUGUCCAAGGGGUGUUAGGGUCCAUAAAAGAAAUGCAGAAAAACCCAGAAAGUAUUUUAACAUCAGAUAAAGAUUUCUUGGGUGGGGAUGACACUGGGGACCAUACCCUCAUCAAGUUGAGGUCUGUGUCAGGGGAUAUGCACCUUUUCAGUCAAAUGAUGGGAAGUUGCCUCCAGGGUAUCAUCAGAGUUUUGGAACGGCAGUAUAAGAAAUAUUUUACAAUGGAUAUUACAGAAAAACUUAGAGAAGAAACCGAAUCUGCCAGGUCUCACAACAUGGAUGCUGAAGAGUUGAUGGGAAUGUUUAGUUCAGCCAAGCAGAAGUCACCAAAUGCUACAGUUUGUUUCUUGUCUUCCCGUAUGCGUGCAUGUAAAAACAAUACGAUCGCAUAUUUAGAUAGUAUGGCAGAAGAACACCGAGAUUCUGUGAUAAGGAAGGCAAUUUCUUAUGGAAGGAUGCAAAGGAAUAAAAGGAAAAAAACACAGAAGGAACUAAGGAUUGAGAUGAUCCAAAGACAGAAAAGGAAACAGGAAGCCCAAGACCAAAAGGAGAGAAAGAGAUUGGAAAAUUUGCUCUCUAACUCGGGAUUGGAAGCUGUUAAGUUGGAAAAACCAGAGUUAGAUUACUCCAAGAAAGAGGAAAUUACUGCUAUACUUGAAGGAAAGGUUGUGGGCAGGAAAAUUUGCCAUGUGUGGUCUGAAGAUUGUACUCUGCGGCCGUAUUAUGGACUGAUUAGAAAACUGUACAAAAGUAAACACAAACAAAAUAAGUACAAAAUUUCAUACUGGGACCAGUCUGAGGAACCUGAUAAUGCAACUGACUAUGAUGUUUCAAAGUAUGAAUUAGUCAUUGACCUGUUGUUUGGUGAACUAGAUUUAGCUAGCUAUUAGAAAACGCAUGUACAGUACUAACAAGGUAAGGGUCUUGAACUUUUAUAUCCCUUAGAAUUAUGUCUUUUUUUCCUUUCAGCAGCAGAGCCAAGAUGAUGCUGAUCUGGCAUUGCUCAUGGAGAUAGAAUAGAGGCAAAUAUCUAAUUUUGCUAACUGAUACCUCUUUUUUAGCU
Molecule: messenger RNA, 1290 nt
Organism: Lingula anatina
Lineage: Eukaryota; Metazoa; Brachiopoda; Lingulata; Lingulida; Lingulidae
Molecular function (GO): 3'-5'-RNA exonuclease activity
Source: RefSeq, a predicted model, not a curated record